Poecilia reticulata (guppy) is the source of this 2448-nucleotide messenger RNA. The record is from RefSeq and is a predicted model, not a curated record. NCBI's taxonomy places the organism in Eukaryota, Metazoa, Chordata, Actinopteri, Cyprinodontiformes, Poeciliidae.
CUUUCACAGCAGCUGGAAGAACAUAGAGAACACCUAUGAACAGAAGCCGUUGUCACUGCAAUGCAUCAGUAUAAAUUUCAGAGAAGUCCAGUUUGCCCAGACCAUGCUCUUUGCCAUUGAGGAGAUAAAUAACAGGACGGACCUACUGCCGGGUGUUUCUCUUGGAUACAGCAUAUAUGACACUUGUGGUUCCAUUCCCAGAAGCAUCAAAGUUGCGCUUGCCUUGAACAAUCGCAACGAAAGCGUGUCUUCAAACUCUGACACUCCGUGUACCAAACCUGUUCAAGUUCAGGCUAUAGUGGGGGAAACUUCUUCCUCUCCCAGCACUGCAAUAUCGACUCUCAUUGGACCGUUUCACAUACCACUGAUCAGCCACUUUGCCACAUGUGCCUGUCUCAGUGAUAAAACCAAAUAUCCUUCCUUUCUAAGAACCGUACCCAGUGACUACUACCAGAGCAGAGCUCUGGCUCAUCUGGUCAAACAUUUCUCCUGGACUUGGGUCGGAGCCGUCCGAAGCGAUGAUGAUUAUGGCAAUAACGGCAUCGCUGCAUUCACAGAAACUGCAGAGCAGCUGGGCAUCUGCCUGGAGUAUUCAGUUUCUUUCUUCAGAACGGAUUCAGUAGAAAAAAUGCAAAAGGUGAUCAACACUAUAAAGACGUCGACCUCAAAGGUGAUUAUAGCCUUCGUCGCACACUUGGACAUGGACGUGCUGAUACACGAGUUGUCAAACCACAACAUGACCGGGUACCAGUGGGUGGGAAGUGAAGGGUGGAUCUCUGAUUCUCAGUUUGCAGCAGCAGAUAAAAAUCACAUCCUGGACGGAGCGAUCGGCGUUUCCGUCCCUAAAGCUCACGUGAGCGGUCUCAGAGAGUUCAUGUUUGACGUGAGGCCACUCAGGUCUUUAAAUAACGACUUGUACAAAGAGUUCUGGGAGACGUUGUUUAGCUGCAAGUUCAAGCAGGAGAAAUCGGAUGAAAAUUACAGAGAAUGUACCGGACAUGAGGAUCUGACUGGAGUGGAGAACAGCUUCACUGACAUGUCCCUCAUGCCCAUUUUUAACAAUGUCUAUAAGGGAGUGUAUGCAGUGGCUCACGCUCUGCAUGAAAUUCUCGGAUGUGAUAAAACCUGCAACAACAACGUGCAGCUUGACCCAUUCACGAUUCUGCAGCACAUUCAAAAGAUUCACUUUGAGACAAAGGAGGGAGAAGAGGUUUACUUUAACGAGAAUGGAGAUCCAGCUGCAAAGUAUGAAGUUAUAAACUGGCAACCGAGAGAAAACAACACGUUGGACUUUGUCAUAGUUGGUGUUUAUGAUGCGUCGUUACCAUUUGAUGAACAGCUAAAACUGCUAAACAGGUCAAUACUGUGGUCACAGGGCUCAAAUCAGAUCCCUGUGUCGGUGUGCAGUGAGAAAUGUCCCCCAGGAACCCGCAAGGUUCUCCAGAAAGGAAAACCCGUCUGCUGCCAYGACUGCAUAAGAUGUGCAGAAGGAGAAAUUAGCAACGUUACAGAUGCCUUCACCUGUCUGAGAUGCCCCUCUGAAUGCUGGUCAAACGAGAGAAGAGAUGCUUGCAUCAAGAAGGAAGCUGUAUUUUUAUCAUACGAUGAAAUUAUGGGUAUACUCCUCACCACCGCGGCUUUAUUUGGGACAUGUGUAACAGCUAUUGUGACAAUCAUUUUCUACAGAAACAGAAAAACUCCUCUUGUCAGAGCCAACAACUCUGAGCUGAGCUUCCUGCUGCUCUUCUCUCUGACUCUGUGUUUCCUCUGCUCUCUGACGUUUAUCGGCCAGCCCUCCAAGUGGUCCUGCAUGCUGCGGCACACGGCCUUCGGCAUCACCUUCGUGCUCUGCCUCUCUUGUGUUCUGGGGAAAACCAUGGUGGUUUUAAUGGCGUUCAAAGCUACACUUCCAGGGAGAAACGUGAUGAAAUGGUUUGGGCCUACACAGCAGAGGCUGAGCGUUCUGGCAUUUACUUUYGUACAAGUGAUCAUCUGCAUCCUCUGGUUAAGCAUCUCUCCUCCGUUUCCAUCUAAGAAUUUUAAGGAAUUKAAAGAAAAAAUCAUCCUGGAGUGCGCCCUGGGCUCUGCUGUGGGUUUCUGGUCCGUCCUYGGUUACAUAGGACUUCUUGCCGUCUUGUGUUUUGUUUUUGCUUUUUUAGCUCGGAAGUUGCCUGAUAAUUUCAACGAAGCCAAAUUCAUAACCUUCAGUAUGUUGAUAUUCUGCGCRGUGUGGAUCACUUUCAUCCCAGCGUACGUCAGCUCUCCUGGAAAUUUCAGUGUCGCUGUAGAAAUCUUUGCUAUACUCGCCUCCACUUUUGGGCUGUUAAUUUGUAUUUUUAUCCCAAAAUGCUAUAUCAUGUUACUGAAACCAGAGAAAAAUACAAAAAAGAAUAUGAUGGGGAAAGGGCCACCAAAGACGUUCUGAAGAGUAAAUCUUUCUAACAAUGU